Molecule: messenger RNA, 760 nt
Organism: Girardinichthys multiradiatus
Lineage: Eukaryota; Metazoa; Chordata; Actinopteri; Cyprinodontiformes; Goodeidae
Gene: ghrh
Product: growth hormone releasing hormone
Exons: 6
Coding region: 181-615 (144 amino acids)
Biological process (GO): positive regulation of multicellular organism growth; adenylate cyclase-activating G protein-coupled receptor signaling pathway; positive regulation of cell population proliferation
Cellular component (GO): extracellular region; terminal bouton; perikaryon
Molecular function (GO): growth hormone-releasing hormone receptor binding; growth hormone-releasing hormone activity; peptide hormone receptor binding
Source: RefSeq, a predicted model, not a curated record
GCCCCAGGUCCAGUAUAAACUGACCAUGGAUGCAAAGGGGGAACAAACAGCAGUGUUUCUUUUGUCCUGUUUUUCCUGACGGUGACGGGCGAUGAGAGUGGAAGGCACCAAGUAGUGGCUCAGCAGGGACACUCAGAAUCUGCUUUAAAACUAGUCCAGUGUUCUCCAGGACUAGCUACGAUGAUGGAGAAAGCUGCUGUGCUGCUGCUGCUCUUCUGUUGCCUGGUCAUGUCUUUGUCAGGCUCCCCGCUCUACCCAUCCAUCAGGUUUGGCCAGAGGGACACGUCCAUCCUCAUGACGUCUUCUCUGAAGAAUCCAGCAGAGCAGCAGAAGGAAGAUGGGCUUCAUCCGAGGGAUGGAGAAGAGCUGCGCUCUGAACGUCACGCUGAUGCCAUCUUCACCAACAGUUACAGGAAGGUCUUGGGUCAGAUCUCCGCCAGGAAGUUCCUUCAGACCAUCAUGGGCAAACGGUUUGGAGAAGAAAACGAGAGCUACAUGAAACGACAGUCAGAUAUCUAUCAAGGAACCUUUAAAGAAGAUCUUACAUCCAUCCAGAGCGAUCAGAGGUACAGAGGAGGACAGGGGAGCGUCAUAAGGCCCAGGCUUGUGAGUUGAGGACCAACUGAAGAGUGGAAGCCUAACUGCUUUUGUUCUUUUGCUUGAUCUAAUAUACUCUAUACAAGUAAAGUUAGUUAUAUUGUCUUUUAUUAGUUGUUAUAAAAAUGACAUUAAUAAUUAAUAUUAAAAACUGUGAAGACAA